Saccoglossus kowalevskii is the source of this 522-nucleotide messenger RNA. Its product is annotated as 43 kDa receptor-associated protein of the synapse-like. Gene Ontology annotation, molecular function: protein-membrane adaptor activity; acetylcholine receptor binding. Gene Ontology annotation, biological process: positive regulation of neuromuscular synaptic transmission; synaptic transmission, cholinergic. Gene Ontology annotation, cellular component: plasma membrane; neuromuscular junction. The record is from RefSeq and is a predicted model, not a curated record. NCBI's taxonomy places the organism in Eukaryota, Metazoa, Hemichordata, Enteropneusta, Harrimaniidae.
AUGUACACGGCUCGGUAUAAUGCACAUAGAUUCGGUUCAAUGUACAGAAGUUUGGUACAUAUGAGGGCGCUCCCACGAUAUGAAGCCUCUCUGAAUAUUGCUGUGGAGAUUGGUGACAAGGUGGGACAGAUACAUGCGUCGAUUGGAAUGGCGAAAAAUAUGGAAAUGACCAAGCAAUUUCGACUGGCAUUAGAAUACAUUCACAGAGCUCUGGAUCUGGCCGAAUGCAUCGGAAGUAAGUUCCUAGCUAUGAAGUGUCACUUGUACCUAGAGCAAAUUCACACCACACUGGGACAGUUAGAACAAGCAUGGGAGAAUAAUAAGCUAUACAAGCAGUGUGUGGAAGAUUUGGCGCUAAGCUGCGGUGUAUGCAAUGAGGUGAUUUCCGAGAAACCAGAGUCUUUGGAAUCACUGCAGUGUUCUCAUUUAUUUCACGCAAGUUGCUUAGAGGAAUACACAGCCGGAGAUUCAAGAGGUUGCCCAGACUGUCGAAGAUCUCUCGUCAAACCAGUGUUUGUUUGA